AUGACAUGCCAACGCAACUGGCUGUAUUUAGAAAGCAUCUUCAGUGCUCCAGACAUCCAGAGACAGCUACCGGCGGAGGCGAAGAUGUUCAUGACCGUUGACAAAUCUUGGAAGGAGAUCAUGCGGAAAGUUGUCAGAUUGCCAAAUGCCAUGAGAGCUGCGACACAACCCGGUUUGUUAGAGACGUUCCAAAAUAAUAACGCGCUGUUGGAUCAAAUUCAGAAAUGUCUUGAAGCUUACCUCGAGUCCAAGUGUGUUGUCUUCCCAAGGUGAGAGGUUAUGAAUCAAACGCAUUCUUAGUUCAUGAGGACAUUAGCCAACCACGUUGCUGUAUUUUGCCUCUAUGAUUAUUAUGUAUAUUCCAAUUUUCAUUAUUGCGUAGUCAUACCUGUAAUGAUACUUUUUCAUUGUAGAUUUUAUUUCUUAUCGAAUGAUGAAUUGUUGGAAAUUCUCUCUCAAACUCGCAACCCUCACGCUGUUCAGCCACAUCUACAAAAAUGUUUUGAUGCAAUUGCAAGGUAUGGAUUUAGAACAUGAAGUAUGUAGCAGUUGUAGUCAAUUUGUUUUACGGAGGUGCUGUUCAUAUAAACUACUAUUCUCCUCAAGAAGAAGCUAUACAACUCUUUGUUAUUUAUAAAGCUUUCAUUCUUUUCUUCUAGUUUGGAGUUUGGAAGUGCUCCUCCUCCUGCACAGGCCUUGGGUGACGCAGCUGGAACUGAAAGACGUAUGUUACUUCUCGUGUAUUUCAUCACCACAGAUUUUUGCAGGGGGGUGUAUAUUCAUAUAUUCAUGUUCACAUACCGUAAAAACAAUUGCUUUCAAAAGAAAUCCGUCGGGCAGAACGCGAAUAUAUGAAUAUGCACACUCUGCCAAAUUAUCGCGCUAGGAACGGCCCUGGAUUUUUGUCCUAAAAACAUGUAAUCCAUUCAUUGUGUUUUCCCUUUAGCGUCCUCAGCCAGUAAAGUUGUUGAGACAAAGACCAAUGAUAUUAUAGCUAUGGUCUCUCCUGAGAAGGAAAAAGUCCCACUUGGAAAA
Molecule: messenger RNA, 1035 nt
Organism: Paramuricea clavata
Lineage: Eukaryota; Metazoa; Cnidaria; Anthozoa; Malacalcyonacea; Plexauridae
Source: the annotation of a GenBank genome assembly